Plasmodium yoelii is the source of this 744-nucleotide messenger RNA. RefSeq names its product fam-c protein. The transcript is spliced from 2 exons. Lineage: Eukaryota; Apicomplexa; Aconoidasida; Haemosporida; Plasmodiidae. Bases 1 to 744 code for a protein of 247 amino acids. The record is from RefSeq and is a predicted model, not a curated record.
AUGAAUAAAAGGAUAUUUAGUUUAGUUUGUAUCGUAAUCUACUCCCUUUUGGCUGUACCAAUACAUUGCUCCGAACAGAAAGUAUCUGAUGUAAGAAAUAAAAGUAUUCGUGGUACCAAAGAAAGAAACAAAAGUAACGAACAAAAUGAUAUAGAAUCUAAACGAGAAACGCAAUUAAAGAAUAACAAUUCUAAAGAUGAAGAUGAUAGAGGAUUCAAUUGUUUUAAUAUAUUUAAAAGAAAUAAAAAAAAUAAAAGAACAAAAGUAUCCUUAACUCAUUCAUGUAAUCAAACAGCUGGAACAUCUUCAAAUAACAAUGACUCUAUUCCUAAUUUAAUAGUGCGAUUGGGAAAAAUUCAACAUGCCUUUCCUGUAACAGAUCCAGAACUUUUAAAGCUUUUAUUACUUUUAAAAGAAAAAUUAGAAAUAGAACCAUCAAAUAACAAUAAAUAUAUUUCUAAGGGAGGAUUGCAGAUGCAACAAUUUAUGGAUCUCGUUCUUGUAAAAAAUCCAGAAGCUUUAGAGUUUUUAUCACAUUAUAAAAAAUCAAUAGGAAUCAAACCUUCAAAUGAUAAAGAACCCGUUCCUAAGAUAACAUUGUUGGUGAAAAAUAUUCCGCAUGACGUUCCUGUAAAAGAUCCAGAACAUUUAAAGUUUUUUUUACGUUUAAAAGAAGAAUUAGAAAAUUAUCAUCAAAUAGAAAACCAAGAGAAUAAUAUUCAUAUAAUAAUUAUAUUCAAGUGA